AAACAAAUAUCCCUUUUGAGGGUUUCUUUUUCCAUGUCAGUCUUACGAAAGUCACAAUAGCUGAUAACUACACCCUCUCCCUCUCCCUUACUUGCACAGAGACAGAGAUCCAAGGAGUUUGGGGCCAAAACCCUAACCCCCAAAACAUCACCCCAGUAAGCUAUCUAUCGUCUCUCAAUCAUCCUUAUUAUCAGUCAUGGCUGCUGCAGCUCCAGAGGGUUCUCAAUUUGAUGCUCGCCAGUAUGAUGCUAAAAUGGACGAACUUGAAGCUGUGGGGCAAGAUUUCUUUACCUCAUAUGAUGAGGUUUAUGACACUUUUGAUGUUAUGGGAUUGCAAGAAAAUCUUCUUAGGGGCAUUUAUGCUUAUGGUUUUGAGAAGCCAUCUGCAAUUCAGCAAAGAGGAAUUGUACCCUUUUGCAAGGGACUUGAUGUAAUUCAACAAGCACAAUCCGGAACAGGAAAAACUGCAACUUUUUGCUCUGGAAUUCUACAGCAGCUUGACUACAGCUUAGUUCAGUGCCAAGCAUUGGUCCUUGCACCGACCCGUGAACUAGCACAACAAAUUGAGAAGGUCAUGCGGGCAUUAGGUGAUUACCUUGGUGUCAAGGUUCAUGCUUGUGUAGGUGGGACCAGUGUUCGUGAAGAUCAACGAAUUCUCUCCAGUGGGGUUCAUGUGGUUGUUGGUACACCUGGCCGUGUUUUUGACAUGUUGAGGCGACAAUCUCUCCGCCCUGAUCAUAUAAAAAUGUUUGUUUUGGAUGAAGCUGAUGAAAUGCUCUCAAGAGGCUUCAAGGAUCAGAUCUAUGAUAUUUUCCAGUUAUUGCCACCUAAAAUUCAAGUAGGAGUGUUUUCUGCUACAAUGCCUCCUGAAGCCCUAGAAAUCACAAGGAAGUUCAUGAACAAACCUGUGAGGAUUCUGGUGAAGCGUGAUGAGCUUACCCUUGAGGGUAUCAAGCAAUUUUAUGUCAAUGUUGAGAAGGAGGAAUGGAAGCUUGAGACACUGUGUGAUCUCUAUGAGACCUUAGCAAUCACCCAAAGUGUCAUUUUUGUGAACACUAGGCGUAAGGUUGAUUGGCUUACAGAUAAGAUGCGUAGCCGUGACCAUACAGUGUCUGCUACCCAUGGAGAUAUGGACCAAAAUGCGAGGGACAUUAUCAUGCGGGAAUUCCGAUCUGGAUCCUCUCGCGUGCUUAUCACCACUGAUCUCUUAGCUCGUGGUAUUGAUGUUCAGCAAGUCUCUCUUGUGAUCAAUUAUGAUCUCCCAACACAACCAGAGAACUACCUUCAUCGAAUUGGUCGUAGUGGAAGAUUUGGGAGAAAAGGUGUUGCCAUCAACUUUGUAACCACAGAUGAUGAGAGGAUGCUAUAUGACAUCCAGAGGUUUUAUAAUGUUGUAAUUGAGGAGCUGCCAUCAAAUGUUGCUGAUCUAAUUUGAUUCUGGUUCGGGCUGGCUAGGUAAAUGGCUCUCUGGGAAUGACAAAGUUUAGGAGGUCCGGUUACAACUGGGAGGGAUUUCGUUCCUGCAGAUUUAGUUGAGCUCCCAUUACCAUAUAAAAAACCCAAUGUUCAAAUUUUGAUUUGGUGUGUGUCUAAGCAAGAAAUGUCUGUAGUAUUUUUCUAGUUUAUUCUAAAUCAUGUUGUUUUAUCUAUGUUCUUAUUUCUUUCCAUCUGUAGUUUCUGUAUGUGAGACUUGAGGGGGGAUUAUGUAGAAUGGGAACGUGAUUAUUUUAGUUCAUUGGACUUGCCUUUAUGGUAAGUUUUUCGUCUCCCCUAUCUUUCUAUUUCAAUAGCAUAUUUUUGUUUGAGAA
Molecule: messenger RNA, 1808 nt
Organism: Gossypium arboreum
Lineage: Eukaryota; Viridiplantae; Streptophyta; Magnoliopsida; Malvales; Malvaceae
Product: eukaryotic initiation factor 4A-9
Exons: 5
Coding region: 197-1435 (412 amino acids)
Biological process (GO): cytoplasmic translational initiation
Cellular component (GO): cytoplasmic stress granule
Molecular function (GO): ATP binding; translation initiation factor activity; RNA helicase activity
Source: RefSeq, a predicted model, not a curated record